Messenger RNA from Cuscuta campestris, 2095 nucleotides. The record is from the annotation of a GenBank genome assembly. Lineage: Eukaryota; Viridiplantae; Streptophyta; Magnoliopsida; Solanales; Convolvulaceae.
ACGCAGUGGGAGUCCCAAGGUGUAACACACCAUCGGUUUGCACGCGUUAAUCUUGUGGAUUUGGCCGGUUCUGAAAGGCAAAAAAGUUCAGGUGCCGAAGGUGAAAGGCUAAAGAAAACCACUAACAUCAACACGUCUCUCUCAACAUUGGGGCUUGUGAUUAUGAACCUUGUUAACAUGUCCAGUGGGAAGUUACUCCAUGUUCGUUACCGAGAUUCAAAGCUGACAUUUUUGUUACAGGACUCGCUGGGAGGGAAUGCAAAAACAAUCAUAAUUGCCAACGUCAGUCCUUCCAGCAGCUUCUCUCUAGAAACUCUAAGCACAUUGAAAUUUGCUCAGCGUGCCAAAUUCAUAAAGAAUCAUGCUGUUAUAAAUGAAGAUGCUUCUAGAGAUAUUCUUGCAAUGAUGGUGCAGAUUCAAAAUCUGAAGAGAGGGAGUUAUAUCUGCGGGAGCCACGGUCACAUGAGGAAGGCAAGAGUUCAUCAAGUGGUGUUUCUAAUUUUCCUUUAUCAGGCGGCCUAGGCGAGUCAUCUUCAUGAGAUGUGCAGGCGUCCAAUGAAGACGAAUACCUGGAGCGACCAACAAGGAAGAGUCGCUCGAAGACUCUUUCAAACUUGAAGAAGAGGGUUUCUGAAUUAGUGAAGGAUAUGUCUGUAAUGAAGCGGCGAAAUCUCUCGAAGAGGUUUUGGUCAGAUUAAAGUAUCGUUGCAGAUUUUUGAAUUGGAAUCCGAGAGCCAGGAGUUGUCUCAUAAGGAUGGCUGGGGUGUUUCUCAUUUGCCGUCAUCAGAGGAUUAUAUGCCUGAGUUUGAUGAAAUCCGAUCUGCCCCGACCCGGGUUGCUGGUGAUGUGGAGGUAUGUGAUGAGAAGGAGAAUAGUGAAUCCCCCAGGGCAAUGCUGGCAUCUGAGGUUUUUCUGAUGAUGAAACCCGAUCCUCUCCGACCCAGGCUGCUUGUGAUUUGGAGAUAGGUGAUGAGGAGAAGGGGAAGAGUGAAUCCCCAUCUUUGGAUUAUAAUUGGUGUGAAUGGUGGACAUGCGCUUUCAGACCAGUGACUAUGAAGUGUACCUCCUCUCUUUCCCCCAAUCAUACAAUUUAUUUUUCAUUGUUGCUUCUAUUUGUCAUCAGCCUCCUUGUUUGUAUUUCCCCAUCUUACCUCAUUUCACCCACUUUUAUUAUUGUUGGAUAAUUUGCUAGCUCCUCUCUAAAGCAUUAGUUUGAGUACAGUUGAGAAUUUGGAGUGUAAACUCUAGAAAAUCCUUCGCUUGCUUCCACUCGGUAGGGGAUUCAAUUUGCAGGGGUAGAACUGAGUCGUUUUAGUUGAAGGCAGUAGGAAAUGAUUUAAAAGAGCAUACGAGAACAUUCUGCAUUAAUCCUUUUGUCUUGUCUUGUCUGAAUAGUAAUUUUUUCAUUAUGUCAGUAGAUGAUACACUUGAUUCUCAGAGAGAUCAAAGCCUCAUCAUGUACCUUACACAAAGACCUUGAAGCAAACCUGUGUGUACGCCAUUACCCCAGUGCCUCUUGGAAGAAUGAUUCAUCUACCCUCAGGUUAGCCACCCACUCACAACUAGUUGUCUUUAGUACAACAUUACCCGAGUGCCUCAACGGCUCCCGCCCAUGGUGGAGCCGGGGGUCUCUUGGAAACAGCCUCCCUACUUCCGAGUAAGGGCAAGGUCUGCGUACACACACCCUCCCCAGACCCUGCUGUUGUGGGAUUCACCUGGGUUGUUGUUGUUAUUUUAUAAAUUAAUUGAAUUUGAAAACCCAAAAAAAAUUAAAUGAUUGGGCCGUUUUAUUCGGCCCAUUCUAAUAAAUCACAACCCAUUUUGAAAUGUGUAUACUCCCACCCUAACCCUAGCUUAUGUCGUGGACAUAGUGUAUCCACACACGCCGUCUUCUUCCUCACUCUAGAAGUUAUCCGACGACGAUGUAUCAAACACUCCGGCGAUUAUUACUCCUCUUAUUCAACGGCUUAAUUCGUGGAUACACAAAAUCCACAUGUAUUACGCCUUGUGCUACAUGUAUCUCAAUAGUUUGAUACAAAGGCAUUUUGCAGCGAUGUGAUUUUGUUUAUUCUGUCUCCGGUAAAAAUCUUCAUUG